AAAACAAAAAUUAUACGUUGCACCGGUUUCAAUAAAAGAUUUGUAAUUUUUGAUAUUUGUACUAUUUUUGCGUUACUGUAAGAAAUUUUAGCUUAUCAUCUUAUAGAAAUAUGAUUCAAUUAUAAAUACGCUUUUUCAAAUCAGGUACUAUGUCAGAAGUGACUCAAGAAAGUGGCGGCAGAGUUAAGGGUGUUACAAUAUUGAAGCCUAUAGUCUAUGGCAAUAUAGCUCGAUAUUUCGGCAAGAAGAGGGAGGAAGAUGGCCACACUCACCAGUGGACAGUGUAUCUGAAACCAUUUAAAAAUGAGGAUAUGACAACCUAUGUGAAAAAAGUGACAUUUAAACUUCAUGAAAGUUAUCCAAAUCCCACAAGAGUUGUUUUGAAGCCACCAUAUGAAGUUACAGAGACAGGUUGGGGAGAAUUUGAAGUCAUCAUCAAAAUAUACUUUAAUGAUCCCCAUGAGAGACCAGUGACAGUGUACCAUUUGUUAAAACUGUUCCAGAGUGAGACAGAUAUUAUGCUGGGAAAGAAAUCAUUGGUCUCGGAGUUCUACGAUGAACUGGUGUUCAAUGACCCAACAAUAAUGAUGCAGCAUCUUUUAAAUGGAACCAGAUCUCUGUCAAUAGGAGCUUAUAAACAUGAUACUGACUUUGAAGAGAAGAAAGAGAAGACCGUAAUCAAAAUCGAGAACGCGAAGAAGAAAAUCCGCUACGAAAUUACAGAACUUAAUGAGAGACUUAAACAAAAGAAACAGACUAUACAAAAAUUAAAAGACGAAAUAUCCAAGCUUGAAACGCCUGCCACAGAAAUUAUGACACCUGAGAUAGUGACUUAAAUAAAAAAACUUAGCCUGUAAUUAUUUUGAGAUGAAUAAUUUCACAAGAUACUGUAGUGUCUGAAUUUGAGUGAAAUUCAGGCUGUAAACAUAAUAAAAACUCAGCAGGAAAUAAAAGGGAUUUGUAGAAUUGGAGCGUAAUAUCGGCACAGUGUUAAAGGUUAGGUGAAAUAUUGACUUGAUAACUGAUUAUGAAUUGAAGUGUAACAUUGACUUCAUAUGACAGCCUGAUGAAGUGUAACAUUGACUUAAUAUGACAGCCUAUUUAAGUGUAACAUUGACUUAAUAUGACAGCCUGAUGAAGUGUAACAUUGACUUAAUAUGACAGCCUAUUUAAGUGUAACAUUGACUUAAUAUGACAGUCUGAAAUGAAAGUAGUUCUGACGUGAUGAUGCAAUUGUGGCAGCCUGAAAUGAAGUGACUUAAAAACUAGACAUGAAAUACAAUGUAACUUUUAAUAUGAAAACUGGACUUUAAAUGAAAAACUUUAUUGUAACAUGCGAAGAAAAAAACAAAUUUGAAUGUGAAUUUGAGACAAAUCAGAAGUUAAAAAUUUGGAUAAGGCUUAUAAGUAAGAUUUUGUUCAUAGUCAAAAUAGCCUGUGUUAAACAAGAAUAUGCCCUUCAAGUAUUUUGAAAACAGAGAUGCUGAAAUUUUCAUUGAUUUCUCUGAAAAAUGGUUUUGUACAAUUUUUAAUUGUACAAGAGGGAUUCUUUACAAACUUGAAUAUUACAAAAAAGAAGAUU
Molecule: messenger RNA, 1582 nt
Organism: Ruditapes philippinarum (Manila clam)
Lineage: Eukaryota; Metazoa; Mollusca; Bivalvia; Venerida; Veneridae
Product: YEATS domain-containing protein 4-like
Exons: 7
Coding region: 150-836 (228 amino acids)
Biological process (GO): regulation of DNA-templated transcription
Source: RefSeq, a predicted model, not a curated record